Messenger RNA from Fonsecaea erecta, 2124 nucleotides. RefSeq lists its product as hypothetical. NCBI's taxonomy places the organism in Eukaryota, Fungi, Ascomycota, Eurotiomycetes, Chaetothyriales, Herpotrichiellaceae. The record is from RefSeq and is a predicted model, not a curated record. The transcript has a single exon. The coding region runs from base 1 to 2124 and encodes 707 amino acids.
AUGAAGAAGGAUCCAGAGGAAUGCGACGAAGACGGCGUCGGUAACAAGAUGGCCGGAGACAAACAAGAUGCUCGGGGAGCCUCGGAACGGGUCAGAAACAUCCAGAAAUAUCAAGCUGCAACCGCCAAAGACGACGUGGCCGCGCCGUCCUCGCUGUCGUCCACACCCUCCUCCGCCGAACCCAAGAUGCCUGGGCGUGCUGAGUGCGGUUCGCCCAAAUGGGACAUCAAGACCGAAGAACGGCAUGACGAGCCUCGAUCUACAGACUCGUCCUUGGACGAGCCCUCAGAGACUCGGACGGAGGCUUCCCAGGAGACCGAACCUUUGUCCUGCCAAGAGUUGCGAUCCUCUCCGUGCGAACACUCGUGCUUCGGCGACCAUGAUGCUGAAGACUCGAUCGCCAUUCCUCCUUGCAUCAGCGAAGCUGAAGUGGACGCUCUUGUCGGAGCCUCUCCUCAUCCGCCUGUGACAAAGGAAACAUUGGAAGAGCUCGAACUGGUUUACAUACAGUCGAACAUCAACCUGCGCAUUGAUAUCAACUUCGACCAUGAUCUCCAUUUCACCCCCAUUUCUGGGGAGAAGGGAGAGCUCAAGAAGAAGCAUGCGAGAAGAUACUGGGAUGGGCUAGAGGCUGAGUUGAAGAUAGUCUACCAACAUGAGCCCCUGGGCUCGUGUACUGAGUGUGAUUGGAAGCGCUCUUCGAGCUCCGGGAAGCCGGUGCUUUUCAAGCGAAGGCUGCCUCUCUUGUUUCGGAAGCUGAAAGAGUUGCUUGUGAUUCUAAUCCCGGACAGGGACCAGUACCAGAUCAGUCAGUAUCUUGACGUCCCUCUGCUUCUGCAAGAGGUGUCUCAUGGCCUGCUAGACAUUGUCCGCUUGGCUCAAUGGCUGGAUGGGCUCCUCACGAGCCAUUGUGCCCCAAUGAGAGACGUCUAUGCACAUGAGAUGGCUGAACAAAUAGGACAAGGUGCAGAGACGGGGGACCUGCACGCUCUCGUCAUUGGUAUUGAAAAGCUGUUUCAGUUUCUGGAAGCAAUGAAACUGGAUGUCGCUAAUCACCAGAUCAGAAGUUUCCGGUACCUCUUGAUCGAUGACACUGUCACGUUCCAGCAAGAUUAUUUCAAGUCGCGCAUCAGGCAGGGUGAGCUUCAGACCGAAGAGUCUCGAGCAUGGUACUGUGAUGCCCUUGAGAAGCACCGACAGUGUCAGCUUGAUAGCAAAAAAGCAAGCAUACCUCCGACCGCUGCCUUGGUGCAUGGGAUACUCGAACUCUGCCUUUGCCAUGAUCUGGAGCUUCCCGCAACUCUGGCGUACGAUCACAAGCGCCUCAAAGAGAUCCGGAUGGACUUUCAAGACACGAUACAUCUCGACAUCUGUCUAUCAGUCUUUGAUCAGGUACUUCGAGAGUUACUGGGUCACCAUCCAACCUCUACCUGGCAGGGUGUCAUGGAGGUCCGCGUAUCGGAGAUGCACAUGCUCCUGCGGAACAGAAUCAUGGAUCUCACCGACGGCGAUCUCGAGGGAACUCCUAUGCAGGAAAUCUGGAUGCGACAUGCCAGCGCCGUGGCUCUUGAGCUGGCUCGUGCUGCGAUCCUCAUGUGGCCCGGCUCCACGUUUGCCAUACCCGAUGCCAUGGUCAUCAAGACGACUGCAAGAUUGGUCGCCCAGUUUGAGGCCGAACAUCGAAACCAGCAUCACGCAAGGGCAGUCUUACGUGUACUCGAAGGAUCGACGAACGAUCAGAUGAGCAAAUUCCAGAACAUGACCAUAUUGGCCAUCUCGCAAGCGCAGAAGCAGUGGCAACAAGACCGAGCCUCGAGGCAACAAUGGCGCUCUCUCCCCGAAAUUGAAGAUAUUGCAAGAAGAGUUGCACAUAUUGCGACGGUGCAUUGGCGGGUUUGGGCGGACCUUGUUUAUCUGGAGUCUUCAGACGGACACGGGGAUUUCGUUAAGGAGAAUGACAGUGUUUCUGAGCAAGGGGAUCAGGAUAUCAUCACGGGCAGUCCGAUGGCCCAUGUACAACAACAACAACAACAACAACAACAACAACAUUGUUUUGAAGAGGAGGAGGAGGAGGAGCAAGAAGGCGAAGAGGAAGAGGAAGAUACCCCUUUUCAUUCCACGUGA